AUGUUUGUAGUCAAAUACAGCCUCAGCUUCUUCCAAAUUAAAAAUGAAAGAGAACAUUUUGGUGAAGAUGUUGACAAAACUUUUAUUGAUGUCUAUGAAUUAAUGAUGAUAAGUGAACAAGAACUUCUCUCAAUUUUCCCAUCAAGAUUUCAGAAAGAAAAACGAAAUGCCAAAAGGAAAAUCUAA
This is a messenger RNA of Clunio marinus, 186 nucleotides long. The record is from the annotation of a GenBank genome assembly. Lineage: Eukaryota; Metazoa; Arthropoda; Insecta; Diptera; Chironomidae.